Messenger RNA from Brachypodium distachyon (stiff brome), 880 nucleotides. Its product is annotated as uclacyanin-3. The coding region runs from base 1 to 660 and encodes 219 amino acids. Lineage: Eukaryota; Viridiplantae; Streptophyta; Magnoliopsida; Poales; Poaceae. Gene Ontology annotation, molecular function: electron transfer activity. The transcript is spliced from 2 exons. The record is from RefSeq and is a predicted model, not a curated record. Gene Ontology annotation, cellular component: plasma membrane.
AUGGCCACGUCGACGUCUGAGCUUUUGAUACGUCUCUCGGCGCUCGCCGUCGUCAUCGCCGCGAGCUUCUUCUUCUCCCCCGCGUCUUCGUUGUCCGGGCCGCCGCCGCUGGGGAAGCGGUACAGGGUGGGCGGGCCGGACGGGUGGCGCGUGCCACCGCCGGAGGAGAAGGAGAUGUACUACAUCAAGUGGGCAUCCCCCAUCACCUUCUUCGUCGAGGACUCCAUCGAGUUCGUGUACAGCAACGACACGGUGAUCAAGGUGAGCAAGGCGGGGUACUACCACUGCAACGAGACGGUGGGGAUCGGGACGGGGCCGGAGCCCAAGGACGGCAGCACGCUCUUCCUCCUCGACGCCCCAGGCUUCGCCUACUUCGCCAGCGCCGACCUCGCACACUGCGCCCAGGGACAGAGGCUCAUCAUCAACGUCCUCGCGGCCGAGCCCCCCGCCGCGCCCUCCGCACCGUCUUUGUCCCCCGCGGGAGCGCCAUCGUCUUCUUCCACGCAGCCGGACAGAUCCGCCUUCUCUCCGGCACCCGGGCCGGCCCCGGUGAUGGAAUACCAGUCGGACGCCGGGGCCUCGCUCCUGCCGUCGGUUGCUGCAGCCGUCCUGGUAACUGCUGCCUACGCGUUGGUGCUGGCGGCCGGUUUGAUCAUUUGAAUCGAGGUCGAUUUAGUAGGGACUUAAAUUUCAUUCUAGUUUUUAGUGUGUGAUAUUGUCUGAUCGAUGUGUGUGUUUGUGGUGAUGAUCAACGACCAUUGGUAUGUUUUGGUUGGUUAUUGAUGAGGAUUCAGUCAGUAUGUUCUCGAUGUAUCGCCUAUAGUGUUCUCAUGUGUCAGUACCAUACAAAUAAUUGGAUUUCCACUUGUUUCUCCUGUUC